AUGCUUCGCAGUUGCCUGCACGAUGUGACGUGUUGGGGACGGCGCUUCAUCUCUAUCGGCGGGAGACGCACACGGGGUGGGUUUAGUCAGCCCAUUGGGAAGCAGCCGCAGGUCAAGCAGGGGAAGACGGAAGGUGUGCCACGACGUAUACCAGGCACCACAAAGGUUACUUACACAAAUAAGAAGGGACGCACAUUUACUUUUUCAGUUCCUGUUGCCGAGCUCACGCACCCGCAGGAUAAUAUGACAAAUUCUUUGGGAGGCUGGAAAGAAAUAGACACAAGCUUCGUUGACGUAGGUGACAUGGAGGACGAUAUGCCAUCACCAGUAGAUGAGUGUCUGCAGAAACCCAUCGAUGCCGCUUCGAUACAUGAGCUUCAUGAGGCAUUUGUUUCCCUUUGCAAAGAGUACGUUUUGAUGGACACGACGGGUAUGAAAAAUAUGCCGUGUUAUGGGGAACUCAAUGUGGGUCCUGACUAUGAACAUUACGAUCGAAGAGUAAAACGGAAGAGGCACUGGCUUGCUAUCCGUCAUAGGUUUGAAGAGGUGCGGCGUAUCCUCUGGCCUGACGAGGAAGCUGAGGCGAGGGAACCGCCACAUGGGGCACAGUUGAGUGUUGGUCAGAUGCUUGACGCGCUUAGGUGGGUUGAGGCUGCUUCUACCUUUUGUGUCCGAAAGGUGCAUCCGGCGGACGUAAUGAACGCGGAGGAGUUUUUGCCGCUUGAUCUUCACCGCGAAGUGGCCAUUGUGGCAUGCCGCGCGCGAGGCGACCCAAGGCUUUUUAGUCUUUCUUCAAACGCACUGGAAUUGUUUGUUGCAUGUGCUGCACUUUGCGUCAACCACAAGGUGCCCUUUUCUUUAUUUUUUGCGUCGGGCGACGACGAUACUGAUGGCAUCACAGUGGGAGAUGGAGAUUGCAUCCUUAUGAAUAUGCCGUUUGUUCACACAACACUUGGAGCCAUUCGCAUUAUGAGCCUUCUCGGUGGCGACAGCAAUGCGUAUGUAUUCUCCAACAUGGCAGGGGUGGUUGAGCGACGCGACAUUUUUCAGGGGCUCUUACGAUUGAUGAGUGUGGAGGUGUUUGGAGGAAGAGAUGCGUUAGAAAAUGUGGGGGAAGACGAGAUAUGCAUCAUCAUGCAUUUCUGUGUCGAGGUCAAGGAGCGAAACGCCGCCUUUUUUGCACGUGAUACAACCGACAACGAGGAGGAGGUGUCUUUUAAGGCAAAGUACGGACAAGUGUCCCAAAUUGCUUUGGCGCGAUGCAAGUAUCUUCUAUACCGUCUGGACGGUCCCCAAACACGGAUUAUGAGCGAGGAAGGUUAUAUUCCACUUGUGGAUCUUCAACAACACGCGGAGCGAACAAAUAAAGAGACUGUUGUUCAUUAUAACUUGGGCAUUCGCAGUGCGCAAGGGUUGCGGCGUGUCGCGUUGGGCGCGCAAUCAUCCGCACGGUUGGCGGAACUUGUUGACAGACUUGAGUCACAAAACGUUCGUGUCAGCGGAAAUACACUUUUGGUGGAUUUGGUGCAACACUUGUCGCAUAAAGCAGCAGCAAGUAAGGUGUCCUUGACCUUAAAAGAGGUGAACACGCUAUUGCCCCUACUGGCGCGUAUGCAAAGUGAAACCCCGACAAAGCAGUUGAAUUCCCGUUUUGACAGACUGUUUAAUGUAAUGGAGACAGCGAUAGGAACCGCCAUGCAGCAAGAUCACUCUGUGGAAGAAAUUGUGGAGCUUGUGGAGGGCCUUGCCGCUUGUAAUUUUGUGCCUUCCUCUUUUAAGCAGGUGGAGAUGGUGUUGAUGCGUCUGAUGAUGACACAGGCUUGUGGCUUGUCACAGAUAAUAGGCAUUCUUACAUCCUUGUCGACCUUGAUGAAUUCAGCAGUGUCUCAAGUGUUACUGCAGACCGCGGCGUCUCAUGCUGUCGCUUAUGUCAAAUUACAAAGUGUUAAAGACGGUGACGUGGAUCAACUCGUGAAGUUGCUGGAGGCGCUUGCGUCCUGCCGGUACGCCGCCCUUCCAGGUCUUGUCGUACAUUGUCGAGAAGAGUGUUUUUCAGCUGUUCGCUCCUUUUCUUUGGACCAACAGUGUGGCUACGCUUCACUCCUUGCCUCUGCAGCUACGGGCAUGCAAGAUGAGAAUAAGUCCCUCUCGCAACAACUGUCCAAUGAUAGCCGUCGCCAUUUCAUUGAAUACACUCGAAACGCACAAGGGGAUAAUCUGGCUCGUUUUGUGGAUUGCGUCAUGGGGUUGGCGGCCGUCGGCUUAGGGGAUACUGCAGAGGACGAGGAGAUUCAUUCAGUGCUAGUGUCAUUUCUUUGUCGUUCCUGUCUUACUUUGGAAAGCUGCACCGCAAUGUCGACAACGACGCUGGCCACACUAUUGGAGGGUAUCUUGUUGUGGUGCGCUGCUCUGCGGGUGCCGCCAAAGGAGUUUGUUGCUCCACUUGAAGAUACUUUAUUUAUGAGGAUUCGCGAUUGCAACAAUGCAGGUGAGACGUUAGAUUUCUCGGAGGAAUUAGCUGAAGUUGUCUGUCGUGUGGUGGGUUUGCAACUCGCUUCGGACGGUUUGCGUGAAGCGGCGGCGCAGGCUCUUGGAAGAGCUAUUCUUCGUGCUGAAUCUACUCCCGAAGCACGGAAGCCAGCGGCGCGAGAGGAUCGUUCGUUUGAGGUGAUGGCGUUAGUCAAUGCAGAGCAAGAGAGUAAUCACGUGAAUACUGUUUUGCGUUAUUGUGCAGCUCUACAUCGAAGUGGCAUGUCCCACAUUGUGGAGGAACUGAUGGCGUAG
This is a messenger RNA of Trypanosoma rangeli, 2784 nucleotides long. RefSeq names its product putative target SNARE. NCBI's taxonomy places the organism in Eukaryota, Euglenozoa, Kinetoplastea, Trypanosomatida, Trypanosomatidae. The transcript has a single exon. Bases 1 to 2784 code for a protein of 927 amino acids. The record is from RefSeq and is a predicted model, not a curated record.